Aspergillus sclerotioniger CBS 115572 is the source of this 975-nucleotide messenger RNA. Its product is annotated as 3' exoribonuclease family protein. Lineage: Eukaryota; Fungi; Ascomycota; Eurotiomycetes; Eurotiales; Aspergillaceae. The record is from RefSeq and is a predicted model, not a curated record. Gene Ontology annotation, biological process: nuclear mRNA surveillance; rRNA catabolic process; poly(A)-dependent snoRNA 3'-end processing. Gene Ontology annotation, cellular component: nuclear exosome (RNase complex); cytoplasmic exosome (RNase complex); nucleolus. Bases 1 to 975 code for a protein of 324 amino acids. The transcript is spliced from 2 exons.
AUGACUGACAGACGAAGAAUCAAUGGGCCGCCUAGCGGCACGAGGCCGGCCGUUUUCGCCUCGUCUCUAAAGUCCGCCUCAAGCAUUUCCACUGCCAGACCUCGCCGUCAAAGGCAGCCCGAUGAGUUGCGCAAAAUCUUCCUGAAAACCGGUCUCAUUCCUUCGGCUUCCGGUUCCGCCUAUCUGGAAUACGAACCCUCCGCCUCUCUUGCUGCUGCUCGCUCAUCCCCCCAAUCCCUCAUCCCGCCCUCCUCGGCUUUGAAGCUUGCUUGCACAGUCCAUGGCCCGAAGCCCCUUCCGCGCUCGGCUAGCUUCUCCCCCAAUAUCGUUCUCACCACGCACGUCAAAUAUGCGCCGUUUGCUGCCCGCCAAAGAAAAGGACAUAUCCGCGAUGCUAGCGAACGGGACCUGGGUGUGCAUCUAGAGACAGCCCUCAGAGGCGUUAUUGUCGCCGAGCGCUGGCCCAAGAGUGGUCUGGACAUCACCAUCACUAUCCUGGAAGCAGAAGAUGAUCGCUGGUGGGGUGACGCCCCCGAUUCACAUGAUGCCCCUUGGGGAAUGAUGAAUGUGCUGGCUGGAUGUAUCACUGCUGCAUCUGCAGCUAUUGCCGAUGCUCGUAUCGACUGUCUAGACCUUGUGGCAGGAGGUGUGGCCGCCAUAGUCUCCGAUGAGACAGAAGAGGGCGAGCCAUCCACCCCGAAGCUCAUGCUCGAUACCGACCCAGCCGAGCACAAGUCUAUCCUCUCCGCCUGUGUGGUCGCGUACAUGCCUUCUCGGGACGAAAUUACAGAACUCUGGCUAAAGGGCGACCACUCCAAGGCAUCUUUAGGCACCACUGAUCAGAACCUAAGCCAUGAAUCUCUCAUAGAUGGGGCAGUGAAUGCAGCUCGGGGGGCUCAUACGGUUCUCGCGGAGGCUGUGAAAGAGUCUGCUGUGAGAUUUGCUGGCUUACCAACUGGCGGAGACACACUGUAA